Fraxinus pennsylvanica is the source of this 927-nucleotide messenger RNA. Lineage: Eukaryota; Viridiplantae; Streptophyta; Magnoliopsida; Lamiales; Oleaceae. The record is from the annotation of a GenBank genome assembly.
AUGUCUCGGUGCUUUCCAUAUCCGCCUCCAGGGUUUUCACUGGGAAAGGUCGGCAACGAGGCUUUGGUCGAAUCGAUUAAGCUCCAAAUGGAGACUGAAAGAGUUGCCAAGGAACUAAGGAAGAAGGAAAAGAGAAAGGAGAAGAAAGAGAAAAGGAAAGAGAAGAAGGACAAGACAAAGGCUUAUACAGAAAAAAAUUGGGAAGCCCCAAAGAGUGGUUGUUUUCCAAAGGUUAUAGAAGCUGAAGCAGAACAUUUAGAAAAAAGUAGUGUCACUGAAGAGCACGAGAAGCCUAUCUAUUUGUGCCUUCCAAGCUCUCCAUCUGAUAGCACUGGGAAUAGCAAUAAGAGAAAGAGACAUUCCUCACCUUUAGUUGGCAGCCAUGAUCGUGGAAAUAUUAUUAGGAUUCGGUUGCUACCCCCAAAGAAGCCGAAGGAACAGGAUAAUGAAAUUGCUGGAAGGACAAAUUUUCCUGCGGAACAUAAUAAUGAAAUUGCUAUUGUAUCCAGUCAAGAAAAAAAUUUCUCCACUGAGAAUAACAACUCCAUUGUGGGAGCCUUUCCCAUUGGAACUAUCAAGGAGCCAGUUUGUUCGACUUCCGGGAGGGAUGAGGCUGCUGCUACUACUCAUGGUAAAGCUAGAACUGCAUCAGGUCACGAUACAGCUAUGACUAACAUGCAGAAAGUGGAAUUAAAGUAUAAAAGUUUAUUUGAGAACUGGGAUCCGCCCCAGCUGCUGGCUCAAGACAUUGGUCAAGACGACGAAGAAUGGCUCUUUCGGGGCAGAAAUCAGGAUGUGCAUGUAGGGAGAAAAAUCAAACUAUUCAGUGAUCCUAUAUCAUGUUCUAGUACCUCGGCAUUGGGACCUCGUGCACAAUAUUUGCAAGAAGCUGAUGUAUACGCACUGCCUUACACAGUCCCAUUUUGA